AUGCCAGGGCGACAGACCUGUUGGGUGCAUGCCACCGCCGCAUCGCCAUCUGGUCAAGAAGUGUACUCGAACUUUGACCAGCGCCUGCGAGCCGAGGAGCAUGUGCUGACCUCUAGCACUGCCAGCCACACGGCCCUGCACCUGGUCACGGAGGGCACCUAUGAGCACUGGCUGAGGGAGCAGCCCGAGAGCCGUCGAGCCUGGCUGAGAGGCAUCGGAUUUGACCCCAAAGACCGCAAGAUGGCCCACCUCCCAUCCCUGACACCCGACUCCGACCGGCACGAGGCCCUGGUGGCCAUAGAAAGCAUGGAAGGCCCCUGGGCGGCGACGGCCUCGCUGGCCUGGGCCCUGGAGCGCUACUCCUUCCUUCGGUACAAGGACGAGGCGGCCAGAAAGGCGGCCACAGCGCCUCGGCGGCUCGUGGUGCCCCCCUCCCCCGCCCAGGAGGAGGCUGGUCUCCUGGCGGCGGCCAUCUACCUGGUCCGGGACCUCAUCAACACCCCUGCCGAGGACCUCACUCCAGCGCACCUCGCAGCCGAGGCGGAGGCCCUGGCGGCCGAACACCCCGGCGCGUCCCUCAGCGUGGUCAGCGGGGACGCCCUGCUGCACGCCGAUUCCUUCUUUCCCAUGGUGCACGCAGUCGGCCGGGCCGCAGCCUGCCCCCCACACCUCCUGGACCUCAGGUGGCAGCCUGCGCCCCAGAGCGCCUCCCUCCCCCUGCUCGUGCUGGUGGGCAAGGGCGUGACGUUCGACUCCGGUGGCCUCAACAUCAAGCCCGCCGCCGGCAUGCGGCUGAUGAAGAAGGACAUGGGCGGCGCAGCGCUCGUCCUGGGCCUGGCCCACGUCAUCAUGCAGGCCCAGCUCCCAGUGCGCCUGCGCGUGCUCGUCCCCGCGGUGGAGAAUGCGGUGGGCCCCGCCAGCUUCCGGCCAGGGGACGUGCUGCGCUCGCGCGCUGGGCGCAGCGUGGAGUGA
Auxenochlorella protothecoides is the source of this 972-nucleotide messenger RNA. RefSeq names its product putative cytosol aminopeptidase. The record is from RefSeq and is a predicted model, not a curated record. Gene Ontology annotation, cellular component: cytoplasm. Lineage: Eukaryota; Viridiplantae; Chlorophyta; Trebouxiophyceae; Chlorellales; Chlorellaceae. The transcript has 7 exons. The coding region runs from base 1 to 972 and encodes 323 amino acids. Gene Ontology annotation, biological process: proteolysis. Gene Ontology annotation, molecular function: manganese ion binding; metalloaminopeptidase activity.